AUGUCCGUUCCAGGGAUUCCAGACCAUGACGCCUUCUGGGGCGAUACGAACGACCAGAUGAAGGAAAAAACGAAAGCUUAUGCAGAAAGCGCCAUCAAGGCAAUGGAGAGACAAUUCCUCCUUGAGCAGUACUGGCACCCAUGGCGUCAAGACACUGCCUGCGAAAUUAAGUUCAACAUCAGGAUAUUCGAACUCAUGGGGGAUCACUGCGACUUACCCAAUGGGCCAACACCGAUUGACAACCCAAGAGACUUGUUGAUGUACUGGGAGAGCGCCCCAAAGCAUGAGUCACCGCAGAAGACGAACCGGCGCGUGAUUAUUAUCGAGGACUUGCAUCCUAGACUGGUAGAGCUACUGGGGGUUUUGCUGGAUAUACCCCCUGAGUUCUUCUUGGCUCAUUGUGAAGAGUUUGUUAGUCUGAGUGUUUCUGAUGCCUCAGGUGCUCCCCAAGGAAGCUCAGCAUAUUGGAAAGUUCCAGUGCCACGACGUUAUGAUGUACCACACAGAUGCAAUCAACCACUACUUAAGGGUAGAUACUACGCAAAGUUGGGAAACUUCAAUCGCGGAGCGAUGACAUUGACCCAGAAUACAAGAUCGAUCGAUCUGCCCAGCUUCGUUUCCUACUGGGGCAAGCCGUACGGGAAUGACUCUUGGACGUCUGUCAUUUUGGUUGAUCCCCACGAAUGCAGACUAGACUAUGCAGAGAGGAUGUCGCCAUCGAGUGUUAUCCUCGCGGACCCUUCGUAUCUUCGCGAUAUAACUCGGGAGUUUAGGUUGGGAUCUUCAUUCGACAAGAUGAUACGACAGUACCAACAGCGAAUUUUCGACACAGUUGUGGAGGCUUACGAAAAGCACGAAUUUGAGAUCAGUGAAGAUCCAUUUUCAGCUACUAUUUUUGCUCGCAACACCGUACGCUCUAUAUGGGAGGAGUUUGUCAUUCGCGAAGCAAUAAAUGUUCACGACAUUCAGUUCGAUGAUCAGCAACAACAGUCAAAAUACGCUUCGUUACUAGGGUCAACUUCACGGAACAGUCGCAACGUUCCGAGCUAUGAGAAAUAUCAAGAGCUGAUGGAGAUACGGCAAAGCAUUCGAGAAAAGAAAAGAGAUUUGCAGAACAUUAUGUGGAGUUUUCAAUGCAGAACAGAACAAGAGGAGGACUCCGAUUCAAUGGCACAAGGGGAACAUGAGUCAUGGGCUAUCCUGGAAGAGAAGUUGGAAGCCGCAGAAUCAACGCUCGGCGAUCACCUCGAAAUGUUUGCCCAGCGAUCGGCCCUGGUGCAGGCGGAAGCAGCUAACAGAAUGGCACGAAGUUCCGGACAGCUAACGAAAAUCGCGACAAUCAUUGUACCAUGCUCAUUUGUGGCGUCUAUCUUCUCUAUGGGUGGAAACUUUGCGGCUGGGGAGCCGCUUUUCUUUGUUUACUGGACCAUCUCGGUGCCUAUUACACUGAUCCUCCUGGCGUGGGUCUUUUCCAAUGACGAAGAUGCUAUUGACUUCUUCAAUGGGCGGAUAUUGCAUCCCGUCUUGGAGAUGUUUGGUAAGGCAGACAACAGUUCUCAGGAGAUUCAAAGAAGUAGCAAUGGUGAAGAAAAAGGGAACUGGUUUAAGCAACGUCAUCGUGAGCAGCGUCUUGAGGAGGGACAAAGCAGUUAA
Fusarium mangiferae is the source of this 1653-nucleotide messenger RNA. RefSeq lists its product as uncharacterized. Gene Ontology annotation, molecular function: metal ion transmembrane transporter activity. The transcript has 3 exons. Bases 1 to 1653 code for a protein of 550 amino acids. The record is from RefSeq and is a predicted model, not a curated record. Gene Ontology annotation, cellular component: membrane. NCBI's taxonomy places the organism in Eukaryota, Fungi, Ascomycota, Sordariomycetes, Hypocreales, Nectriaceae. Gene Ontology annotation, biological process: metal ion transport; transmembrane transport.